AUGGCGGAUAACAUAAAUAAAUUAGCUUGUCUAACCUUACCUCAAGAACCAGAAUAUCCCGAUCCUAUAAUAUCAACUGCCGUGGACUAUAUUAAUGACCAAGAAUACAAUACAUUAGAUAAUGAUC
This is a messenger RNA of Dentiscutata erythropus, 127 nucleotides long. The record is from the annotation of a GenBank genome assembly. NCBI's taxonomy places the organism in Eukaryota, Fungi, Glomeromycota, Glomeromycetes, Diversisporales, Gigasporaceae.